Messenger RNA from Colletotrichum graminicola M1.001, 2631 nucleotides. RefSeq names its product heterokaryon incompatibility protein. The record is from RefSeq and is a predicted model, not a curated record. The coding region runs from base 1 to 2631 and encodes 876 amino acids. NCBI's taxonomy places the organism in Eukaryota, Fungi, Ascomycota, Sordariomycetes, Glomerellales, Glomerellaceae. The transcript has a single exon.
AUGGACCAUCCGAGUCCGUCCGCCCGCAGUGGCGCCGGAGGCGGCGGUGGUGGUACGGCAGCGAUCAGACGAGAGGGACCAGCAGGGGGGCCGGACGCAGUAUCCGACGAAAGCUCAGCGAGCUCCAUGUCGGACGACGAGGACGACGCAGGCGCUGGAUAUAGACCCCAGACGCCCACGCCCCCGCCCCAGCGACGACAGCAGCAGCGACAACAACAACAGCAAUCACCACCAUACCAUCCGCCACCGCCGAGGGGCAGCAGGGAAAAGGACAUUCGUGUCGAACGACAUCGCGAGCGCGAUCGGGAAAGAGACCGCGACCGUGAUCGGGAGCGUGAUCGGGACCGGGAGAGGGACCGGGACAGGGAUAGAGACCGCGAUCGGAAUCGGGAGCCGGAAUUCAGGAGGGGAGAACCACAGUCGCCGCCGUUGGACAGGGACCGCGGUAGCCCACCGACCCCGAGGGAUGUAAAGCGGCAGAGCUUCGCGGUGGACGACAGGCACUACAACAGCGGGCACGGAGGCGGCAGCAGCGCCCACCACAACGGCCACGUCCGACGACGACAGCAGAGUGUGCCGCCCAACAGCGCCCUCAACGGCGCCAAGCGGCAGAGCAUCACGGAACGGCUCAUGAGCACCUGGACGGCGCGCACGGCCAAGGAACCGGUGGGUUCCGCGCCGUCUGCGAUGCCGCCCUCACGCCGCGCCUCAUCGGCGUCGACGACGGCGAGCAAGUUCAACCCGGUGGGCCGCGUGCGCGAGUGGCUCGACACAUGCAACGCUGAGCACGGCGACCACUGCUCCGCCCCGCCGGGGGACACGUGGCGGCCCAUAUGGCUCAUCGACUCGGUGAACCGGUGCCUAGUGCGCGCGCGCGCGGCGGACCGGUACAUCGCGCUGAGCUACGUCUACGAGCCGCCGCUGCCGAGCUCGAGGGGCCCCGUCGAGACGCUCAGGGGGAACCUGGAGAUGCUGACGGCGAGCAUGGACGACGCGGACGUGCCGCAGACGAUAAUGGACGCCAUGUGGCUGGCGAGGAAGCUGGGGAUCAAAUACCUCUGGGUGGACCGUUUCUGCAUCGUGCAGGACGACGACGUCGAGAGGGAGGAGCACGUCAAGAACAUGGCGUACGUCUACGCCAACGCCUACCUGACCAUCGUGGCCGCCAUGGGGGACGCGGAGAAGGGGCUGACGGGGCUGCUGAGGAGGACGCCGCCGCCGCGCGGGGCCGCGUCGAGGAAGCACGACGACCUGGUGCUCUCGUCGCUGUGGGCGGGGCGGGCGUGGACGGUGCAGGAGGGCAUGUACUCGCGGCGCAAGGUGUACGUCUUCGAGGAGACGGUGGCGUGGGAGUGCCACUGCGACGUCUGGCAGGGGUCGCCGGCGGGAGGGGGACGCUUCAGCAAGAUCCUCAAGGGCGGGGGGCGCGGCGGGCCCUGCCAGCAGCGGACCUUCCCCGCGGCGACGGGGUACCUGCACCCCGUGUGGCCGGACAUGGACGAGUACGCGCGCAUCGCGAUGGAGUUCAGCGCGCGGCGGGUAACGCUCAUGUCGGACACGACGCGGGCGUUGCGGGGCAUCACGACGGUGCUCUCGCGGUCGUUCGUGGGCGGCUUCAUCUUCGGCAUGCCGGUCAGCUUCCUCGACGUCGCGAUGCUGUGGCAGCCGCGGGCCAUGGUGAGGCGGCGGAUGAUGGUGCAGCCCAUGACGGGGAUGAACCCGCUGCCGUCGUGGAGCUGGCUCGGCUGGCACUACGACGGCGUGCCCGCGGACCUGACGCUCUGGCGCGCCGCGGCCGACUACGUGCAGGACGCGCCGCCGUCAGGGAAGAAGGGCGCCGAGAGGCGGUUCAGGAGCCCCUACGCCUUCCGGCUGCGGUCGCUGGUGAGCUACGAGCUGACCGACCGGGCGACGUACACGCCGCUGCCCAACGACGGGAUGGCGUACCGCGACCGCAGGCACCGGAGGGCGGUGCCGCUGCCCGCGGGGUGGUCGAGGAGCAACGGCGGGUUCCGGUACGCCGGGGACCCGGAGGUCAUGUUCCGGUACCCGGUGCCCGUGGCGGAGAUGGCCGGGGCGGACGAGGGCGCGGUGGGGGGCUCCUCGCCCUUUGGGGACUUUGCGAUGAGCGCGACGCUGCUGUCGUUCAACACGUCCAUGGCAUUCCUCGAAGUCGACUUCGCCACGGCGCGCAACGGGGCGCCGAUCGACGCCAAGGCGGCCAACGCCGUCAACACGGGGAACAACACGGGCCCGGGGGCGGGGCUCGUGGCGCCGGGGCGGGGGUACGGGGUGCCGCUCGCGGUCGGCAACAUCUGGUCGCGGACGGGCAAGUGGUGCGGCGUCGUGACGGCGCACGACAGCUGGCUGGGCCUGCAGGGCGCGAACCACACGGGGGAGGAGAAGCUCGAGUUCAUCGCCAUUUCGAUGGCGAGCGAGCGGGGCGGCAGCCACGUGUUCGACCUGGACGCGUUCCGGGACAACAUGGACGAGGACGAGAUCGUCGACUUUGUCAACGUCCUGUGGGUGGAGCGCGUGGGCGGCGUGUGCUACCGGAGGGGCCUGGGGCACGUCGUGCAGAGGGUUUGGGAUGCCGUGGCGAGGGACCGGGUCGACGUCCUUCUUGGAUAG